ACUGUCUGAAUUUUUUUUUUUUGUUUCCUUAAACCCUUUCAAGAAAAAAAUUAGGGCUUCUCUUGUUCCUUUGCAAAUUAGGGAUUUUUUUUGUUGUUGUUGUCAUCGUUCUUAUGAAAAGAUGAAUUUGAUCUCCAAAUCAUUGACGAGAAUUGAAUGUUCGCCAUUUUUCCAUCCCAGAGCUUCGGAAAUCCCUACCGGAAAACGGAUAACCUCUCCGCCGCAAAUCCGCUUCUGCACUGCGGCGACCGUCGGUGGGAAAACCGGAAGUGGCGGGAAGAGACAAAGAGCCAAAGCACCGGCGAAAACUCCGGAGGUUGUGACACCUGUGAAAACGCCGGAGAUUGCGACGGUCACGGCGACGACGGAGAAUGAGUUGGGUCGGCCAAAUGAGAUAGCUUUCGAGAAUGAAGUGGCGAAUUGGGUUAAUCUGAUUGGGUUUGUUAAUCAACCAGUUCAAUUCGAAGCUUCUUCUGAUGGCAAAUUCUGGGCUGGUACUGUUAUUUCCCAGAGGUCUGGUUCUGAUUCCGCUGCUUUCUGGAUUCCGAUAAUUUUUGAAGGCGAUUUAGCUAAAACGGCAGCUCGUUAUAUAAAUAAAGACGAUCAAAUUCAUGUUUCUGGGAAGCUUUUUAUAGAUUCCCCUCCUCCAAAUAUGACUUAUGCACAAGCCAAUGUUCAGGUGUUGGUCCAGAAUCUCAACUUUCUAAAGCCUACUUCUCCGUCUAUUGUUAUUUCAUCAUCUGAAAAGGAAGAAAGUGUCAUCAAGAAGCAUCCUGCUAGAGCUAAGAAGGACGUAGUCAUGGAUGAAGCUUCAGAUUCUUGGAAUCGCCUCAUUGAGAAUCCUAAAGAAUGGUGGGAUCACCGGGAAAAUAAAGUCAAUGGCUUGGUAAAACCAAGGCAUCCUGAUUUCAAGAGCAAGGACAGUAGUCUCUCACUGUGGCUCAAUAAAGCUCCUAACUGGGUUUUACCCAAACUUGAAGGACUUGAGUUUGAUGUUCUUGUCCCUAAAGCCAGAAUAGUGAAACAACUUAAAGGUGAAGAAUCAUGGAAGGACUUAGUUCAAAACCCAGAUAAAUGGUGGGACAAUAGAAUUGACAAGAGAAAUGCAAAAGCUCCUGAUUUCAAACACAAGGAGACAGGUGAAGCACUGUGGCUAAACGAGUCUCCUACAUGGCUACUACCAAAGCUACCACCAGUCAAGAAGAAACAAGAAAGUAUUGUCUCGUAGCCUUAGAAACAGUAAUCUCCUUGUAAAGAGCUCCAAAGUGUUUACAAAAUUCGUCAUUUCUCUAUUCAAUUGCUUAGAGUUUGCGUUU
This is a messenger RNA of Capsella rubella, 1316 nucleotides long. RefSeq names its product protein OSB2, chloroplastic. Gene Ontology annotation, biological process: mitochondrial DNA replication; positive regulation of helicase activity. Gene Ontology annotation, molecular function: single-stranded DNA binding. The transcript is spliced from 7 exons. Gene Ontology annotation, cellular component: mitochondrial nucleoid. The record is from RefSeq and is a predicted model, not a curated record. Lineage: Eukaryota; Viridiplantae; Streptophyta; Magnoliopsida; Brassicales; Brassicaceae. Bases 122 to 1228 code for a protein of 368 amino acids.